Molecule: messenger RNA, 1912 nt
Organism: Trichoplusia ni (cabbage looper)
Lineage: Eukaryota; Metazoa; Arthropoda; Insecta; Lepidoptera; Noctuidae
Gene: Hsdl2
Product: hydroxysteroid dehydrogenase-like protein 2
Exons: 12
Coding region: 181-1488 (435 amino acids)
Cellular component (GO): mitochondrion
Source: RefSeq, a predicted model, not a curated record
UUUAAAAUCCAAAGUAGGUAGUCUGUGCCUCGCAUAAUCUGUCUUUCGUUGGAAUUCAGUAGGUCAUUGACGUUGUCAAGCGGAUUCCUUCAAAAGAAAAUAUCUGCUGAACUGAAUUUUACUUAUUCAGUUCAUUAAAGUAUAUAAUUUUAUAAAAAUCAAUAAAAAAACCGCGUAGAAAUGAGUUUAGUAGCUAACACUGGGAAAUUGGCUGGACGGACGCUGUUCAUUACUGGUGCGUCCCGUGGUAUCGGCAAAAGCAUUGCCCUGAAAGCGGCUAAAGAUGGUGCUAACGUUGUGAUUGCCGCCAAAACAGCUGAACCUCACCCGAAGCUGCCUGGUACUAUUUACACUGCCGCUGAAGAGAUUGAAGCUCUCGGCGGAAAGGCGCUGCCAUGCAUCGUAGAUGUCAGAGACGAAAAACAAAUACAGAAGGCGAUUGAUGAGGCUAUUAAGAAGUUCAACGGCAUUGAUAUCUUAGUGAACAAUGCGUCGGCCAUCGUCCUCACCGGCACAGAAGCGACGGACAUGAAGAGAUACGACCUCAUGCACAGUGUCAACACCAGGGGCACUUUCUUAGCAUCAAAGUUAUGCCUGCCAUACUUGAAGGCGAGUAACCACGCCCACAUCCUAAACUUGUCGCCGCCCCUCAACAUGAACCCAUUCUGGUUCUCAGUGCACGUGGCCUACACGAUGGCUAAGUACGGCAUGUCGAUGUGCGUGCUCGGUAUGGCGGAGGAGUUCAAAUCCUUCAACAUCGGUGUCAACGCACUCUGGCCUAAGACUGCGAUCGCGACGGCUGCCAUCGAGAUGUUGACUGGCACGAGCUCCACCAGCCGCAAGCCGGAGAUCGUCUCCGACGCAGCAUAUGUCAUGCUCAGCAAGGACCCCAAAACAUACACAGGCAACUUCGCCAUCGACGAGGACGUUCUUAAAUCCGUCGGAAUCAAUGACAUGGUUCCGUAUGCCUGCGAUCCCAAGAACGCGGAUAAACUAUUGAUGGACGGUUUCCUGGAUAUCCCGGAAUCGAUCGCCCACUCGGGUACGAUCACCACGGCUAGCCGCGCCAGGCAGUACCAUACGUCGGCUAAACACGCCAGACAAUACCAUACAACCGCCGUCAACUACAAGGAGAAGGAUGCCGCAGGGGAUGGUCAGAUCCCCACUCUGUUCGCGUCUAUCAGCAAAGUCCUCUCACCAGAGCUGGUGAAGAAGACACAGGCUGUCUUCCAGUUCAAUGUCAAAGGUAAAGAGGAAGGUAUCUGGCACAUUGACCUGAAGAACGGUGAUGGCGCGUGCGGGCAGGGCGAGCCCAAGAACAAGCCUGACGCCACGCUCACCAUGGACGGAAAGCACUUCUCUGAAAUGUUUGCCGGUAAACUUAAGCCAACCACAGCUUUCAUGAUGGGCAAACUGAAGAUCAGCGGAGAUGUCCAAAAGGCGAUGAAGUUAGAGAAGAUGAUGAAAUCACUUCAAAAGAAAGCCUAAAUACUCUCUGUAUAACUUAAAUAUAGUGCAAUACAAUCAUACAUUUUCAAGAGGUUUAAAUUUAGUGUAUAUAAUUGUACAAGAGUGCUAUUACUCAUAUAAAUGUUUUCUCAUCCAAUGACAAUAAUAGUUGUUAAAUGUAAUAAAAAAUGGAUUAAAAUUUACUUCCCUAAGGGGCAUGUCCAGUGUUGGUAUAUUUGUAAGUAAUUGCAAUAUUUAUGUAUAAAUCCUUGUUUAAAACAUAAUUUUAUGUAAGUCAAGUUUCUGAUUAAUGUAAAACAAAAUUAUUUACUUCUAUGUUGCAAUAGUGUUGAAGGUGCCUUACAUGAAAUAACUGCCAAAUAAUAUUCAAGCAGCUACAGUAUUUUUAUAAACAGAAAUGUAUUGAGCAAUCAUUUUUGUAAAUAAAACAUGUAUUUCAUGA